This is a messenger RNA of Myxocyprinus asiaticus (Chinese sucker), 2989 nucleotides long. Its product is annotated as zinc finger protein ZPR1-like. The record is from RefSeq and is a predicted model, not a curated record. The coding region runs from base 165 to 1493 and encodes 442 amino acids. NCBI's taxonomy places the organism in Eukaryota, Metazoa, Chordata, Actinopteri, Cypriniformes, Catostomidae. Gene Ontology annotation, molecular function: zinc ion binding. The transcript is spliced from 13 exons. Gene Ontology annotation, cellular component: nucleus; cytoplasm.
UAAAUUCAAUCUGUCCCGCCAUUGAUUCAAGUGCGCAUGAGGAUGUCACACUAAAACGUGCGAAAACUGGAAACUUCUAGUCGAACGGCAGUCAUUGAUAAUUCACAUUUUCUACUAGCCUUUACCUCUCAAACCAGAGAGUAUUAACACUUUUAAACGACAGUAUGUCUGUUAUUGAGGAAGAGCGCGUACGAGGCGGUGUUUUUAAGGACAUUAAUGCUGAAGAUGAAGACGGUCAACCUACAGUAAUCGAGAGUUUGUGCAUGAACUGUUAUGAAAAUGGAAGCACGCGACUUCUGCUUACUAAGAUCCCAUUCUUUAAAGAAAUCAUCAUCAGCUCCUUCACAUGUCCACACUGCAACUGGGCCAACACAGAAACUCAGUCUGCCGGGCGGAUACAAGAGCAGGGUGUCCUGUACACCUUACAAGUGAAGACUAAAGAGGACAUGAACCGAGAGGUUGUGAAGUCUGACAGUGCAUCAACCAGAAUUCCAGAACUUGAUUUUGAAAUUCCUGCCUUUACACAGAAGGGAUCGUUGUCAACAAUUGAGGGUCUGCUGGACAGAGCAGUGGCGGGUUUAGAACAAGACCAACCAACCAGAAAGGCAACAGAUCCAGCUGUAGCUGAAAAAAUAGAGGAAUUCAUCCAGAGGUUGAAAAAGCUAAAAGAUGAUUUUCAAGAGGAAUUCACAUUAAUUAUCGAUGAUCCAUCUGGGAAUAGUUUUAUUGAGAACCCGUUUGCACCUCAGAAAGACAAAUCUCUUUCUGUCACGCAUUACAAAAGGACACCUCAACACAACGCUGCUCUAGGAAUAGAGGUAGAAGAGGAACAAGAUGAUGAAAAGCCUGGCAAUGAUCUAGACACUAUGAGAAAUGAGGUAUUAGUGUUCAACACUAACUGCCCAGAAUGCAACGCCCCAGCCAAUACAAACAUGAAGCUUGUCCAAAUUCCACACUUUAAAGAGGUUAUUAUAAUGGCUACUAAUUGUGACAGCUGUGGACAUCGCACCAACGAGGUGAAAUCAGGAGGAACCACAGAAGAUCAGGGAACCAGAAUAACACUCCACUUAACGGACCCUUCAGAUAUGUCCAGAGACCUGCUGAGGUCAGAGACGUGUAGCGUGUUGAUUCCUGAGCUGGAGUUUGAGAUGGGAAUGGCGGCUCUUGGAGGGAAGUUUACUACCCUGGAAGGACUUCUCAAGGACAUCAAAGAACUGGUUGUUUCGAAAAACCCCUUCAUGUGUGGUGACAGCUUUACGGCGGAUAGAGCAGAGAAAUUGGAGCUUUUUGGGCAAAAGCUUGACAAGAUAAUGGCAGGAGAAAUGGAUGUUCAUAUUAUCCUGGAUGAUCCAACAGGGAAUAGUUAUCUUCAGAACGUUUACGCCCCAGAUCCAGACCCAGAAAUGAAGAUCGAGAGGUACACUCGAACUUUUGAGCAGAAUGAAGACUUGGGGCUGAAUGACAUGAAAACAGAAGGGUAUGCAGAGACAUAGGUUUGGAGUCAAGGGUACAAUGGAGAAGAGCAAUUAUAUGAGCAAUUCUGUCAGAGCCUUUAAAUAACUUUAUUUAAUUCACUUUUAACUUUUAUUGUAAUAAUGUUACAAGCACUUGUGUAAAAAAAAAUACCUAUGGUAGAAAUAUAAUUUGAAGAGAAAAUGAUCAUUUUGGUCUUUGUUUUCCUUGCUACCCUUAAAAUUAUUUUUUGUUUCAGCCAGCUUGUCUAGGAGGCCUUUAUGUUAAUUACGUCCUAACAAAAUUGUUACAAAGUUAGAAGGUACUGAAAACUACGGGCACUAAAUUCGUUAACCACACUAUGGAUGUGACUGUUGUUGAUGCAUUUUGUGCUAACUCCGCAAGGCUGUGUGUGUAUUCGUAUAUAAUUUAUGGAUUGUUUGUACAAUAAAGUGGUUUCAACAAUGUAAUAACAAAUAAUGGUGCUGAUCUAGUUAUUUCACCUUACUUUUCCAGGGAGAAAUGUAAUUUACAAUGGCUUCUCCAUCCCAUUAACACACAAGACAGUGUUGUAUCUGAGAAUAGAGCUGUUCAACACAUUUGUAAAAUUGGCUAACUUUACACAGAAAAGGUCAGUAAGUGAUUUGAUCACAAUAAAAUCAUGUUUACACGCAUAUUGUUUAUUUGUUGUGGCUAUACUUUUGAAACAGUGAGUAUUUUAACGUUUACCGAUUGGCCCCAUUGACUUCCAUUGUAAGUGCAUCACUGGAACCCAGAUUUGAGCUUUUUUGUUAAGAAAAUGAGGGACAGUUCAAAAAAAAUAAUUUAUGUAAUCAACAUUAUGCCACAAAUGCUGUCGAUUGAGCUUAACUUGUGUUGAACCCGGAAUAUUCCUUUAAUAAGCUUAAUUUAUCACACUACAUUCCUGUUAAAGCGUAUGUUUACGUCUCUUGGCUAAACAGCGCGUAUUUUAUGGUUACUGAUUGGCCCCAUUCACUUUCAUUUUAAUUCCCUUACUGAAACCUCUGGUUCUGACAUUUAGAAAUAAAUGAGGGCCAAGUCCAAAUUUAUUUUGUGCUAAUCAACAGGAAUAGCCCUUUAACACUGUACCACACUUUAAAUACUUGUAAUUAGAGCUUCUAUUAUAUUCAUGCUGCACAAUGUAGCUUCGAGAAAACAAAGAAUCACAAGGUCUUUGUGCUUUCCACUGGCACUUUACAUUUAUUGAAACAACAUAACCACUGAACAGCAGAUAAGACAUGACUCGCAUGUAAUUCAAAGCACAAAUAAAAUGUAAUAAGCAUUGGUCCAUAUACAAUGGAAUACUUUGUGAUCUUCAUUCCCCCCACAAAUGGAGGUUUGCUAGAUUUACUAAAGAUAGUCCGCCGUGAUGGCAGGUUAAGUGUCCCAUGGCCAUUUUUAGCCAGUGGUGGUGUAGUUCUCUGUCAGGGAGUGCGUCAGUGUGCGUCGGCCUUAUUCACAGGGAACUGUCCAAAAUGAACAAUUAUCAACACCAUAAAAAAAAUAAAAAAUUAAA